Molecule: messenger RNA, 408 nt
Organism: Teleopsis dalmanni
Lineage: Eukaryota; Metazoa; Arthropoda; Insecta; Diptera; Diopsidae
Exons: 1
Coding region: 1-408 (135 amino acids)
Biological process (GO): telomere maintenance; DNA repair
Molecular function (GO): DNA helicase activity
Source: RefSeq, a predicted model, not a curated record
AUGACCCACAAGUAUUCAGUUGAAGCUUUUGAUAGAAUGAUGAAAGAUCUAUAUAAUAACACCAUGCUUUUCGGUGGUGUUUUACUGCUGCUGUCCAGUGAUUUUAGACAGACAUUGCCGGUCAUUCCACGUGCUACAUAUGCGGAUGAAAUUAACGCGUGUAUAAAACAAUCAUAUCUAUGGCGAAAUGUUAGUACAUUACGUCUUAACAAAAAUAUAUGUGUUCAACUGCAAAACGAUCCAUUAGCACUAUCAUUCUCCGAGCAAUUGCUCAACAUUGGAAAUGGAACAAUACCAUUGCAUGCAGACACACAAGGCAUCAAAUUACCAGACAAUUUCUACAACAUGGUAGAUACAAAGGAUGCUUUGAUUGAAAGCAUGCGUGGCUUCGUAAUCGAACUAUUUUAG